UGACGUCACGCCGGUUCCGAGAAUUGUUUGAUUGGUAUCACGGUUCAUCGAAAAGGCACCGUGACACUAGCUGUACUUGAAAGAUUUUUACCGACAGCCGCUGGCUGAACACACAACAUGACAGAUUUAGUUAUUAACACAAUGGCAGAAAAGAAAGUGAUUCUCGUCACUGGUGGAACAGGGCUGAUUGGAGAGGCUAUAAAGACCAUUGUUGAAAGGGAAGGUCGUAAGCCUAAUGAAGAAUGGGUCUUUGUGUCAUCCAAAGAGGCAGACUUGGCAAAUAAAGAACAAACAAAAGCUUUGUUUGCUAAAUACAAACCCACCCAUGUGAUUCAUUUGGCUGCCAUGGUGGGAGGACUGUUCAGAAAUCUCAAAUACAACUUGGAUUUUCUCAGAACCAAUAUCCAGAUCAAUGACAAUGUUCUACAGACUGCGUUUGAACACAAUGUCAAGAAAGUUGUGUCCUGCUUGUCGACCUGCAUUUUUCCAGACAAAACAACAUACCCUAUUGAUGAAACAAUGAUACACAAUGGACCCCCUCAUAGCAGCAAUUUUGGCUACUCCUAUGCAAAACGCUUGAUUGAUGUUCAGAACAGAGGCUACCAUCAACAACAUGGUUGUCACUUCACUGCUGUUAUACCCACCAAUGUGUUUGGUCCCCAUGACAACUUCAAUCUGGAGGAUGGACAUGUGCUCCCUGGUUUAAUACACAAAGUGUAUGAAUCAAAGAAAAAUGGGACUCCAUUUGUAAUAUGGGGCACCGGAUCUCCAAGACGGCAGUUUAUUUACUCCCUAGACUUAGCACGGCUUUUUCUCUGGGUUCUAAGGGAGUACCAAGAAAUAGAUCCCAUCAUUCUGUCAGUGGGUGAAGAAGACGAAGUGUCGAUCAAAGAAGCUGCUGAUAUGGUUAUUGAGGCCAUGGACUUCAAGGGAGAAGUGGUUAUGGAUACCACUAAAUCCGAUGGUCAGUUCAAGAAAACGGCAAGCAAUGCAAAACUGAUGAAACUGAAUCCCGACUUCAAGUUUACACCAAUAAAACAAGCCCUGAAAGAGACAGUUGACUGGUUUGUAAAGAACUACGAUAUAGCAAGGAAGUAAAUUUGCUAGAAUGAGUUCUGUGGGACUACUAUGUGUUACUUGUGCUUGGUUUCCUGUUUUCUAUGCACCGGUGUAGACUGUAGUACAAUCACUGUAUUUGGAAAUCCAUUGACAGACUGUAGUUAAUGAAUUACUGUUAGUAUGUUGUAUUGUUAGGAUUUUGUUUGUACCAGGAGAUACCAGGUGGAUUCUCCGGAUACUCGAGCUAUUGCUUCUUAGCCUGUGUGCCAUAGCUCAUGUGUUGUGACAGAGUUCCUAAUUAAUGUGUCAUGAUAUUCAGCACUGUUGUUACUCAGAAAGAAGUUUUAUUAAUUUAAUGAGCUAUUGUACUUAAAUGUGUUAAAUUAUUUACAAUGUCCUCAUGCAGAGGAAAAAGGUUAUUUACCUACAUGUAUAUGGUAAUGAAGGAAUGUGAUAGUUCUGACAUGAUAUUUAAUUAUAAUGACCAUGACCCUAUUGUCUUGUUUAUUAGGAUUGACCCUACAAAUUGAUAAGUCUACCUAUAAUCACUAUUUGGUACCUUUUUUGUGUAUGUACAUAUGAAAACAAACGUCAGUCCCAUUGUAUUUACAUCUAAACUGGAGGAACAAUUACCGUUAACAUUUUUCGUGACAGUUGAAUAAUGAAUUUUAUAAUCAAUCAUCACAAGGACAGAGCUCCACCUAUCAGUUUUCAGUUGUCUUGAUCACUGGAACAUCGUUACCACAUGAUCAUGGUCUGUACACAGACAAAAAAAUAGCUUUUUUCCCCCUUUUAUUCUUGAUUAAAUCA
Messenger RNA from Gigantopelta aegis, 1869 nucleotides. Its product is annotated as GDP-L-fucose synthase-like. NCBI's taxonomy places the organism in Eukaryota, Metazoa, Mollusca, Gastropoda, Neomphalida, Peltospiridae. Gene Ontology annotation, biological process: nucleotide-sugar biosynthetic process. The record is from RefSeq and is a predicted model, not a curated record. Gene Ontology annotation, molecular function: GDP-L-fucose synthase activity. Bases 118 to 1098 code for a protein of 326 amino acids. The transcript is spliced from 10 exons.